AUGAAGCGACUGAAUGUCAAUGUCCUUGGAAUGAGUGAAAUUAAAUGGAAGGAUGAGGGUGACUUUUGGAGCGGAGACUACAGGAUUAUUUUCUCAGGUGACAAACGUAGUACAACUGGAGUGGAGAUAGUUUUGGAUAAGAAGUGGGGAGGAAGAGUGAAAAGUUAUAUGCUGUUCAGUGAUAGAAUAAUUUUGAUCAAGUUGGAGAGUGCAGGGGAACAUAUAGCUAUCAUGCAACUAUAUAUGCCAACAUCUGGAUAUAGUGAUGAGGAUUUAGAGGAGGUAUAUGAACAGAUUGAAGAGGUACUAAACUAUGUGAAAGAUAAUGAGACUUUAAUUAUUCUUGGUGAUUGGAAUGCUGUGGUUGGAGAGGGAAGAGAUGGUGAAGUGAUCGGUGAGUAUGGAUUGGGCAAUAGAAAUGAACGCGGCCAGAGGCUUGUAGAUUUCUGUGUGGAGAAGAACUUUGUAAUCGCUAACACAAUCUUCAAACAGCCCCUUAGACGCCGGUACACAUGGACCCAGCCAGGAGACAUAGCACGAUAUCAAAUAGACUAUAUAAUUUUGAGGAAAAAGCAUAAACGGUACAUCCAGUAA
This is a messenger RNA of Nilaparvata lugens (brown planthopper), 594 nucleotides long. RefSeq names its product craniofacial development protein 2-like. Gene Ontology annotation, cellular component: nucleus. Bases 1 to 594 code for a protein of 197 amino acids. Gene Ontology annotation, biological process: chromatin remodeling. NCBI's taxonomy places the organism in Eukaryota, Metazoa, Arthropoda, Insecta, Hemiptera, Delphacidae. The transcript has a single exon. The record is from RefSeq and is a predicted model, not a curated record.